AUGGCGCUGACAAUAGCCAUCUGUUACGACCGGCUGUCGUGGUAUGUCAUCGAAGACGGCCUCAAGAAUGAGUUGAAAGAAGAGUCCCAAAAGUUCGUCACAUUUGCGUCCAAUGUAUUAGACAUUUGCUAUAAAGACUCAUUCAAGAGGACGAGUCAUGUGCUCAACGAGUCGUCCAAAGAGUAUAGUUUCAAACGUCCGCUAGAUUUAGCUGCUUUUGGUCGCUUUCGACAAUUCUUUACACAUCCGUCGUGCCAGAGAUGGCUAACCGAUAAAUUCUACGGAAAUAUAUCGGUUCGUGAGCUCAGGAUCAAUUGCUUUCGUUUGCCAACACUCAUGAAACUGUUACUCAGCGCCUACCUCCUGUUCCCCAUCUACUUCUGGGUACGACUACCGAACUAUGAGGGAGAGGCUGUGAUCGGUGAAGAGGAUUCAGAGGAUGAGGACGAAGAGGUGGUUACCGGCCAUAGACUCAGUAAUAGUAAUCAAAAUUUAGCCAAUCAUACGAAAAAUCUUAAUGAUUUGGACACCAGUUCCGCGUCUGGCGUGAGCACUGACUCCAGCGACUCGAGUGAAGACAAGAGGACAACUGGUGCCGAGAACUCCAUUCAUAAGAAAAAUACUGCAAAUAAAUCGAAAAGUAAUAUAAAACCCGAGAUUAAAACGUUCAGUACUGAGAGCAUUAUGGAAAAGCUGGUCCUCUAUCACCGACAGCCGCCCAUUUGGCUACUGAUCUACGAAACGUGGAGGGCACCCAUCACUAAGUUCUGGAACUUUCAGUUCUUCUAUACCUUAUACUUAUCCAUAUUCAGUGUGGCUGUGCUGUACCCCCGGUGCGGAAACUUGUAUUUGGAUUUAGUGGUCGCCAUCGCACAGAAGAGUAGUACUAAUAAUAACACCAAAGAUGUUAACCAUUACGACGAGAAUGAUAGCAGUGAAGCACAUCAUGUGAAUGAAGGUGAGGAAGAGAAACAGGUGGAGAAUAAGAUCUUAAGCAGUGUUGACAAGUAUAUCACUGAAGAGGAAAUCCUGGCCCAGUCGUGGGUCUUCUUUGUUGGGGGGAUACUCUGCUGA
Oppiella nova is the source of this 1074-nucleotide messenger RNA. The record is from the annotation of a GenBank genome assembly. NCBI's taxonomy places the organism in Eukaryota, Metazoa, Arthropoda, Arachnida, Sarcoptiformes, Oppiidae.